Messenger RNA from Ochlerotatus camptorhynchus, 1060 nucleotides. Its product is annotated as mucin-2-like. NCBI's taxonomy places the organism in Eukaryota, Metazoa, Arthropoda, Insecta, Diptera, Culicidae. The transcript has a single exon. Bases 1 to 1047 code for a protein of 348 amino acids. The record is from RefSeq and is a predicted model, not a curated record.
AUGACCUUUGAUGGAUAUAUAGGCUACACACCUUCGUGCAGUUUUGGCUACCCUACUAAAUCCACCGUAGUAAGCACCAGUAUUGUUACCAAAACUGUGCCAAUACCACCACAAACUGUCACUCGUUUGAGUACUUCCGUCAUCAUCGAAACUGUUCCCGUAUACAACACUAUAACAAGUACCAGUAUCUUCACCAAACCUGCUCCACCACCAAAGACGAUUAUCCAGACCGUCCCUUUACGUCCAGAGACAUCCGUAGUAGUUAGUACUGUAAUUAAAACCACUCCAGUGUACAAAACUACUAAAAGUACUGUAACAACCACUCUACCACCAGUUACGCUUCCACCCCAAGUGUCCACGAAGAUCGUUACUAUUCCCCCCGUAACUAGAACUCAGACAACCACAUAUACCACGACUAAACCCGUCGUAUCCAGAGUUACAGAAUAUAAACCUGUACCUGGACCAGCCGUUACUCUUCCCCCACAGGUGGUGACUACAAUUCAGACCUUACCACCGGUAGUACGUACCAGCAUUUCAUUCAUUACCACUACUACUCCUGUCAUCGAAUACCGCACUGUCACUCCUUCUGUAUCGACGCGUACACUGCCUCCGUUGACUGUUCUCGAAACCAAGACCUUACCUCCCGUAACUAUCACAUCUAUUUCCAUCAUCCCAACCCCUAGUCCCGUAUACCGUACCAUCACUCAAACUACCACUACCACUCAACCACCCCCACCGCCAGUUACUUCAUACUCUACCACAAUCGUUACUAAAGCACCAGAGACACGAACCGAAAAACUGACUAGCACUUCAACCAAAAUUGAAACUAAGAUUAUAACGAGUACUAUAACUAAGACAGUGACCACUCCCGUUCCCCAAUUCAUUACCACAACGAUCCCAAUACCUCCAGUUACCAUCACUGUCUGUCAACCAACGAAUGCCUAUCUGCCGGUGAAAACACCUGAAACUUCCUACCUGCCGCAACUUGCCACCUAUGACGAUCAACCACGGUACAACGAUGUCUUUCCGUAUGACGGUGGAAAGUAAAUGCUACCCAAAU